CUCUUCGUUCCCCAACGACAAUUGGUCUGCUUCUGCUGAUGCUACUUCCGCUUCCUCCUCUUCCUCUUUUCGCUGCUCCCUCUGUGGCCUAAAUCAAAGGCAAGUCGUCGACAUGAUGGUCUCCCCCGCCGGAGGAAGUCGACUGCUACGACUCGGGCGGAUCCGGUGAUGACUCGGAAGGCCAUGCGUUGACGGGUAUUAGAAACGAGAUAGCAAAUAAGAUAUAUAUAGUUAAAGAGAUUUCUUGGGUGGGUGGGUGCGUGGGUUAGUUGAUCGGUGCCGGCGAUGGCGACGGCCAACGCGUUGGCGACGAAGGCGGCGGCGAUGGAUGAGUCGGCGGCGACGGAGGUGGUGGGGAAGGCGGUGCAUAAGCGGUUCGAGGCGCUGACGAUGGUGAGGAGCAAGGCGAUCAAGGGGAAGGGCGCGUGGUAUUGGGCGCACCUGGAGCCAGUGUUGGUGCCUGGCUCCGACGCCGCACUCCCCAAGGCGGUGAAGCUGCGGUGCUCCCUGUGCGACACAGUCUUCUCCGCCUCCAACCCCUCCCGCACCGCCUCCGAGCACCUCAAGCGCGGAACGUGCCCUAAUUUCUCCUCCCCCUCCUCCUUCGCCGCUCCGCCUCUUGCUUCUCCUCCUCCGCCGACGCCGCACCCUAAGCCCAUCUCUGCCAUUGCUCCCUUCGUUUCCUCCUCCGCAGGUGCCCCUAACGGCCGGAAGCGAUCCUCCCCCUCCGCCACCACCAGCUCUUCGCUUGCCCCCUUACGCAUCGCCGUCGUUGAUCCUGCCCGGUUCUCUUCCUCGCCAAACACCCCGGUCGCGGGUAGCAGCAGCGAUGUCUUAUUUUCCACCCCGCCGCCUCUCCAACUCCCCUUGCCACCGCCUCAAUCGGUCUUCUCCGGCGGGAAGGAGGACCUCGGCUCGCUGGCGAUGCUGGAGGACAGCGUCAAGAGGCUGAAGAGCCCAAAGGCCUUCCCCGCCCUAUCCUUCUCAAAACCUCAAAUGGAUUCCGCACUCUCCCUCCUCUCCGAUUGGUUCCACGAGUCCGCCGGCACCGGUGCCGUCUUUCUCUCCUCCUCCGAGCAUCCCAAGUUCCGCGCCUUCCUCAGCCACGUGGGUCUCCCUCCCUUCUCUGGCCGCGAACUCCUCGGCCCCCGUUUGGAGUCACGCUACGAGGAGACCCGCGCCGAUGCUGACGCCCGCAUCCACGACGCUCUCUUCUUCCAGAUGGCAUCCGAUGGUUGGAAGAAGCCCAGGGACUCUGCCUCCUCCAUCGUCAACAUGACCGUGAACCUCCCAAACGGGGCCAUCGUCUUCCACCGGUCCCUGCUCACUCACGGCCGACCCACGUCCAAGUUCGCGGAGGAGCUGCUCAUGGACACCGCCGCAGAGAUCGCUGGCGAGGGCAACAUGCAGCGGUGCGCUGGGAUCAUCGCCGACAAGUUCAAGUCCAAGGCGCUUCUGGACUUGGAGAACCAGUAUCCAUGGAUGGUGAACCUCUCGUGCCAGCUGCAGGGCCUCCGCGCCCUCAUCAAAGACUUUGCCCGCGAGCUUCCCCUCGUCCACACCGUGGCGGCCAAAUGCCACAAGCUCGCGAGCUUCUUCAAUGAGCACCCACAAGUGAGGAGCCUCUUCCACAAGUACCAGCUCCAGGAGCUGGACACCACGUGCCUCCUCCGCGUCCCACCGCCGUCGUACAACCCGCUUGAAGCUGGCGUGCCCCCUCCAACUUCCGUCUUCCCCAUGAUCGAGGACAUCUUGGCAUCUGCUCGUGCGGUGCAAUCCGUCGUGCUUCACGAAUCCUACAAGUCAAUCAGCCGCGACGAUCCCACCGCGCGCGACUUGGCGAACAUGGUCCUGGAGAUGAGCUUCUGGAACGAACUGGAGGCUGUGCACGCGCUGGUCCGGCUGGUGGAGGACAUGGUCCAGGAAACAGAGGCAGAGCGGCCGCUGGUGGGGCAAUGCCUGCCGAUGUGGGAGGAGCUGCGGUCCAAGGUCAAGGACUGGUGCGCCAAGUACACCAUCAAGCUCGCUCCUUUGGAGAAGGCGAUCGAUAGGAGGUUCAAGAAGAACUACCACCCUGCAUGGCCGGCAGCGUUCAUGCUGGAUCCGCUCUACUUGGUGAAGGAUGUCAGUGGCAAGUACCUCCCCCCAUUCAAGUCUCUGACCUCUCACCAAGAGAAAGACGUGGACAAGUUGAUCACCAGACUGGUCUCCCGCGACGAAGCCCACAUUGCUCUCAUGGAGCUUAUGAAGUGGAGAGCGGAGGGAUUGGAUCCUCUCUACGCGCAGGCGGUGCAGGUGAAGCAGCGCGACCCGGCCACCGGGAAGCUGAGGGUGGCCAACCCGCAGAGCAGCAGGCUGGUGUGGGAGACUUACCUCAACGAUUUCAAGUGCCUCGGCAAGGUGGCCGUGAGGCUCAUCUUCCUCCACGCCACCUCCUGUGUCUUCAAGCACAACCCUUCCUUGCUGCGCUGGGCCCGCUCCAGCUCUCGGUCCUCCGCCGCCGUUGACCGAGUACAUAAAUUAAUUUUCGUCGCGGCCAACGCGAAGCUUGAAAGGAGAGAUUUUUGGAGCGAGGAAGAUAAGGACUCGGCGCUCUUGGUUAACGGGGAAGACGAGGAAGACGAGGACAACGACGACGAUACUGAUCUCAACGAAACAACAUUCGCUGAAGCUUCCACAGUGAGGUGGUCGUUACCAUGGCGAUUCACUGUGGAGACUUGAACUAGUGGAAAUGAACGGGAGCAAGAAGCUUUGGAAGGACCA
Molecule: messenger RNA, 2763 nt
Organism: Zingiber officinale
Lineage: Eukaryota; Viridiplantae; Streptophyta; Magnoliopsida; Zingiberales; Zingiberaceae
Exons: 2
Coding region: 286-2721 (811 amino acids)
Source: RefSeq, a predicted model, not a curated record